AUGACAACACUGCUAACACCAUUCGCAAGGGAGCUGCAGGAACUAGAAGCCGGGUUUCCUUGCAUCAGGGAUGGGAAAACAGUAAACAUGCGUGUGUUUGCUGUGGUUUGCUCUGUGGAUGCUGUCGCAAGAUCGGCAGUAAAAAACUGCAAACAGUUUAAUGGAUUUUUUGGAUGUGGAUGGUGUUAUCACCCAGGGGGUUCGCAUUACCCGUACCUAGACCCUGCACCUGAGAAGCGCUCAGAGAAUGCCCACAUGAUAGAAGCAGCGGAGGGAACUCCUGAAACACCAGUUCAUGGCGUGAAGGGUCCCUCAAUCAUCAUGACCAUUCCACGGUUUAACCCUGUUGAUGGGUUUAUCCCAGACUACCAACACUGCGUUUGUCUUGGUGUCAUGCGGCAGCUGCUGAAGCUCUGGCUUGACACCAAGAACCAUGAUCAGCCAUGGUAUGCUGGGACUAAACUAGUGACCAUGAAUGCCAUUCUCCUGGGCAUCCUGCCACCCACAGAGGUCACCCGCACACCCAGGAGGUUUGAGGACAGAGCCUUCUGGAAGGCUUCAGAGUUCAGGAUGUUACUUCUUUUUUAUGGCUAUGUUGUUCUCAAGCCUGUUUUGCUAGCACCGUACUUCCAGCACUUUACAUUGCUGGCAUAUGCCACAUACCUGCUACUAAAACAGAGCGUAUCAACCUCCGACAUCUGUGAAGCUCGGGUUCUGCUGAGCAAGUUUGUGUUACAAAUGGGAAGACUGUACGGUGCAGAACACAUGUCAUACAAUGUGCACCAGCUUCUGCAUCUGGCAGAUGCAGUUGCUGCGUGGGGACCUCUGUGGGCAAACUCUUGCUUCCCAUUUGAGGGAAGGAAUGCAGUUCUGCUUAGUUACUUCUCGGGCACACAGUGUGUGGGCCAGCAGAUUGCAAGGACUUUUUUUCAGUGGCAGCAGCUGGCCCCAUUGAUAACCAGGAUGAGCCUCCCACAGGCAGUAGUGUUUUUUGAAGAAAUGAUGGGCCGAAAGACCAUGGGGCGCACAGGUACCCAAAUUCCAGGCGACGUAGUCGUGUACACACGCCACAACACAAGUGCCCAGAAUGUAAGAUUUGAGGUGGCAGUAGAGAGGGCUUUAGAUGCACCGCCAUCAAGCCUGACUUAUUACCACCGCUUUCAGUGCAAUGGCAUUGUCUGGAACUCUGAGUCCUACCCAAUGCCAAAAAGAGCCAACUGUGUUGCUCAACUCAGUGAUGGAUCUUUUGGCAUUGUGCAGGCACUCGCAGUGUUUAAGCUUGCAAGUACUACGUCUGACAUCCAACACAUUGUGCUUAUGGAGAAACUGCAGCUGACUCCUACGGUAGUUUUUAAAGACGUACAGCUAGGACUGCCAUUUUUGUCCGUGCGUGAAGGUGCAAGAUCGGGUGUUGUCACAGCUUGCAGUUCCAAGCAGCUAAUGACCAAAUGUGUCAUUAUGGACCGCACCGAAGACACUUUCCUUCUUGUGCCCCUACCGAACAAGGUAGAGCGCGAUUAA
This is a messenger RNA of Ixodes scapularis (black-legged tick), 1521 nucleotides long. RefSeq lists its product as uncharacterized. NCBI's taxonomy places the organism in Eukaryota, Metazoa, Arthropoda, Arachnida, Ixodida, Ixodidae. The record is from RefSeq and is a predicted model, not a curated record. Bases 1 to 1521 code for a protein of 506 amino acids. The transcript has a single exon.